Molecule: messenger RNA, 3423 nt
Organism: Melanotaenia boesemani (Boeseman's rainbowfish)
Lineage: Eukaryota; Metazoa; Chordata; Actinopteri; Atheriniformes; Melanotaeniidae
Gene: rgs6
Product: regulator of G protein signaling 6
Exons: 20
Coding region: 337-1929 (530 amino acids)
Biological process (GO): G protein-coupled receptor signaling pathway; intracellular signal transduction; regulation of G protein-coupled receptor signaling pathway
Source: RefSeq, a predicted model, not a curated record
AGGAAAUCUCGGACUGAAGAGGUUUUGUGUCUGUGCGGUUGUUGGGUCGGUCGGUGUUGAAGCCGCUUCUUGGCUCCGGAGCUCCAACGAGGGAUGAAGAUAAGCGGACGCUGAGAGUGAUGCGCUGAGGUGCCGGCUGGAUGCUGGAUGAUGUGACAGUCAUUUACGUUUCAGAGGCGUGUGCGCGGCACGAAGAGUGUUGUUAAUCACUUCAUCUGCUCACCUCCAGACACUGACGCGAGAGCACACAGGAGGACGUAAAGGAAGAAGUCUGACACUGAUAAAGGAGAGGGGAUAAUUCGACACAAAGGAACACGAGUGAAAGACAGUCUGGUGAUGGCUGAGGCACCUCAGCAGCAGCAGCAGCAGGAGGAGGAGGAAGAGGAGCAACUGACCAGCUCUGUGGAAACCACAGAAGCAGAUGAAGGGUCAGAGGAGCCGAAGGAAGCCGUCAAGACGGCUCGCCCUCUGCUGUCCAUGAGGUCCAUGAGCAGCGUGGACCCAGAUGAUGACACCCCAAACAUGAUGGUCUACAGAAAGAUUGAAGAUAUCGUUGCUCGAAUUCAAGAUGAGACGGAGGGCGUGCCCAUCAGAACUGUCAAAAGUUUCAUGACCAAGAUCCCCAGUGUGGUUACAGGUGCAGAUAUUGUUCAGUGGUUGAUGAAGAGUCUUUGCAUUGACGAUCCAGCUGAGGCCAUGCACAUCGGGAGUCUCAUCGCAGCUCAGGGAUACUUUUUCCCCAUCUCAGAUCAUGUCCUCACCCUCAAAGAUGAUGGCACCUUCUACCGCUUUCAGGCACCAUAUUUCUGGCCCUCCAACUGUUGGGAGCCUGAGAAUACAGACUAUGCCAUCUACCUGUGCAAGCGAACCAUGCAGAAUAAGACGAGGCUGGAGCUGGCAGAUUAUGAGGCGGAGAACUUAGCCAGGCUACAGAGAGCCUUUGCCAGGAAGUGGGAGUUUAUCUACAUGCAGGCUGAGGCCCAGGUCAAGAUCGACCGGAAAAAGGAUAAAACUGAGAGGAAGAUCCUUGACAGCCAGGAGAGAGCCUUCUGGGAUGUCCACAGGCCUGUGCCUGGAUGUGUUAACACCACAGAGAUGGACAUCAGGAAAUGUAGACGCAUGAAGAAUCCCCGUAGAGUUAAGAAGUCAGUGUACGGUUUGGCAGAGGAGGGAACACAGUCACAGAGUCCAAUACACACUCCUUCACACCACUGCAGGAAAGGCACCAAAGAGGAUGUGGAGAAAGAGAUCUUGUUCCUGAACACCCAGCUAGAUCGUCACUGCAUGAAGAUGUCCAAAGUUGCCGACAGCCUGAUUAUCUACACUGAGCAGUACAUGGAGUACGACCCAUUUGUGACCACACCUGAACCAUCCAAUCCCUGGACUAGCGACGACCCCAUCUUCUGGGAUCUGGAGGCCAGCAAGGAGCCGAGUCAGCAGAGGGUGAAGAAGUGGGGUUUCUCGCUGGAGGAGGCCCUGAAGGACCCAGCAGGACAGGAGCUCUUCCUCAAGUUUCUGGAGUCAGAAUUUAGUUCAGAGAACCUGAGAUUUUGGCUGGCAGUUCAGGACCUGAAGAGGAUUCCCCAGCAAGACGUUGCACAGAGGGCACAGGACAUCUGGGCAGAGUUCCUGGCUGAGGGAGCUCCCAGCACCAUCAAUUUGGAUUCUCACAGCUAUGAACGCACCAGCCAAAACCUGAAAGACCCCGGAAGAUACAGCUAUGAAGACGCACAGGAUCACAUUUACAAGCUAAUGAAAAGUGAUAGCUAUUCACGUUUCCUACGCUCUAAUGUGUACCAGGACCUACUGAUGGCAAGGAAGAAGCCUGAAAUGGAGCAGGGGCGACGCACCUCCCUGGAGAAGUUCACUCGCAGUGUGGGCAAGUCACUGACGGGCAAACGACUCACAGGCCUUAUGCAGUCGUCUUGACAAGGUCUGGAUCAAGAGUAGGAAGAUCUAUACCCGGGGGAGAUGCUUACCAAUGGGUUGCAGUUGGAAAAUGACCCUGGGGUGUGUGGUUAUUGGAGGCGGAUGAGGGUGCAAAACAAGCUAAGACUGCUGGACUGGAACACCACCACAUCUGGAUCUCGCCUCAGAUAAGUUGAAAAGGACAGAAGGCAUGCAAUAAGUCACCAGACCUGACACCAGGACAGUGCUGUCGCAGUGUAGAUGAUGGACAUUGCUUCUGUUUUUUGGAGGUUUCUGUUUUAAAGCCUGUACCAAACAAAAGCCAGGCCGUUUUAUGUAUCUAUCUACACGCAUUAAUAUGGUAGCUGAGGAGGCUAUUGCUUUACUUUCAGUGAUAUAAACAUGGAAUGCUUGAAUGCCUUGACUGAUGUCAAAAUGAGACUUAGAGUUAUGCUGUACGUAGCUGUUUUAUCUUGCAUUAUUCACUAGGUUGAAAAAAAGGAAAAGGCGUAUAAGAGUUUUAGUAAACACUUGAGCUGACAGAUGGAGUAGUCACCAAUCUGCUAAAAAAAAUGCUUUUACAUCAACUUACUAUAUGACACAAUGUGACUCUAUAUGUCCAGUACUAUACUUUUUGUUCUGUAGCACAAUUAUUUAAAGAAGUAGCUGGUAGUAGCUGGUACAGUACUGUAGUUGUUACUGUAAAUGUACCAGUAGAGAAAAUAGCGGAGAUGAGUGCAGAAAAGCACAAACUGAAAUAAGUGCUGCUCAAAAUUAAACUCAAGACAUUUUAAUCCAGGUCAACAACACUAGAAAUGGGUUUUUGAAUAAUUAUGUCCACCCUGUGUACCUUCCUUUUAAGUAGAUUUUUGUAACAUAAUGUAUGUUGCAACAUUAAAUGAAUGAACCUGAAGUACAGGAAAAAUAGUGAGUAAAAAAUGAAAUUAUUUCCAAACAACAUCAAGUAAAACAUUACUUUUUUCUUUACCAUCAUAAACAGGAUGACAAUCGUAAUCUUUUUAUAGUUUUAAGAUGGACUGAAAUAACAGAAAAAGCACCAAAAUAUAUUUAAAAACAUAAGCCCAGUGUUUUUGAGAUUUUAAUUACAAAAAAAAAAACUUCUCUCUCCCAAUGAAAUGUUCUCCAUGCUACAAAUGGUGCAUCGACACUACAGACAUUUUUAAAUCUUACUAAAGAUUUUUAGUGUGAUUGUUUGGGCUUUAAAUGGGUCCUGAUUUGUCAAACUAGUAAUCCAAUAGGAGAAUUUCUUUAAAAGUUAUGCUGAUAUUUAGAUUUCAGUUGUUACUGUUGGCUGAUAUUUCUACAUUAUCACAAUUUGAGCAGCAAGGCUUCCCCAUCCAGGAGCCCGUGGCUGCUGAUUUGUUGGGACAAAGUUUAGGCAGUACUUCUAAACUUUUAAAUUUGGAUUGCCCAAUAAGCUUAUUGCCAUCUGAGGGCUUUCUAAGUUAUUGCAUGAUAUAAGAACUCAAAUCUUUGAGGGUGGGCUUUUGUUCC